AUGUCUUGCCGAUUCCCAAAAAUCCUGCUCUCAAGCGGCCACAAAAUGCCCCAAAUCGGGCUUGGCACCUGGCUGGCCAAACCUGGUGAAGUUGCAAAUGCUGUCGAACAAGCCCUCAAAAUCGGCUACCGCCACAUAGACUGUGCGGUUUCGUACGAAAAUCAACACGAAAUCGGGCCCGUCUUCAAAAAGGCACUCGAGGCCGGACAGCUAACCCGGGAAGAGCUUUUCGUAACCAGUAAGGUCUGGAACACUCGUCAUUCGUACAACAAGGCCAAGCAGUGUGUCGGUGAUAUUUUGCGAGAAUUACAGCUGGACUAUCUCGAUUUAUGCCUCAUUCAUUGGCCCGUUGGAUAUUUCGAGGAUACGGAUGAGGUUUGGCCUAAAGAUGCCAAUGGAAAAAUGCGAUAUUCGGAUGUGCACUUCACAGAGACUUGGCGGGCCAUGGAGGACCUGGUUGAUGAAGGACGAGUUCGUUCGAUUGGUCUCUCCAACUUCAAUCACCAUCAAAUCGACGAAGUACUGACGGUUGCUCGUAUCAAGCCGGCUGUUUUGCAGGUGGAAUUGCACCCUUAUUUCCAACAAAGACGUCUCCGGGACUACUGCCAGACGAAUGGAAUUGCUGUGACAGCCUAUAGUCCACUGGGCAACCCUGCAAUGGCCUUUCGGAAACAGGGUGACCCGUCCAUCCUCAGCGAUCCAGUAUUUUUGGGAAUUGCCGCGGAAGUCGGGAAAUCGCCUGCACAGGUUGCUCUCCGAUGGGCCAUCCAAGAGGGCAUCAUCAUCAUCCCAAAAUCUGUGUCCGAAAAGCGGCUGAAAGAAAACAUCGACAUUUUCGACUUUGAGUUGAGUGGAAGCCAGAUUGAGAAGAUUCGGGGUGCAGACAGGAAUUGGCGCAUCCUCAACACCGUCGAACGCGAUGGGGCACAUCCGCUUUGGGGAUUUGGGGCUGAAUAU
Messenger RNA from Mesorhabditis spiculigera, 957 nucleotides. Lineage: Eukaryota; Metazoa; Nematoda; Chromadorea; Rhabditida; Rhabditidae. The record is from the annotation of a GenBank genome assembly.